This is a messenger RNA of Macrosteles quadrilineatus (aster leafhopper), 1993 nucleotides long. It is a transcript of the gene st, whose product is annotated as protein scarlet. Bases 44 to 1993 code for a protein of 649 amino acids. Gene Ontology annotation, cellular component: plasma membrane. The transcript is spliced from 16 exons. Gene Ontology annotation, molecular function: ATP hydrolysis activity; ABC-type transporter activity; ATP binding. The record is from RefSeq and is a predicted model, not a curated record. NCBI's taxonomy places the organism in Eukaryota, Metazoa, Arthropoda, Insecta, Hemiptera, Cicadellidae.
GCGGGCAUGUCCUAGGGCCACUGUUAUGAACCUUCCUUGAGAGAUGGGUGUGAAGCUGUUUUCAUCCGAGGAGAGAUCUACGUCGCCGAUGAGGUUCCUGUUGAGGAGAGUAGAGAAUCCACGGUUUCAGGAGUCCCAGAGCAAAGAGACUCUAAGAGAUGACGUCAGCAGGGAAGGUUUGACUUUGACUUGGAGGGAUCUCUCGGUCUAUGCCAAGGUACGGACGGAGAAAUGGUUCAAUUCUGCGUCUACUGAGUACAAGAGGAUCAUCAACAAUGUUUCAGGCGCAGUUCGACCAGGGACAUUAGUGGCUUUGAUGGGAGCUAGUGGAGCUGGGAAAAGCACCCUCAUGUCAGCAUUGGCCUAUCAAACAACAGCUGCUAUGGUGGUGGACGGAGAUAUUCGAGUGAAUGGUCGCCCUCUUGGACCAUUCAUGCGGAAAGUGUCCGGUUACAUGGACCAAGAUGAUAUCUUCAUCAAUACCCUCACAGUCACAGAAUACCUUCGAUUCAUGGCACGGUUAAAGCUCGACAGACGAAUAAGCAGCCGAAGGAGAGAAAUGACAAUCUCCCAGUUGCUGACGUCACUGGGACUCGCUCAUUGCGGAGAUGUGCGGAUUGGUGCAGCUGAUGAAGAGUCUGUAUUAUCUGGAGGAGAACGUAAGCGACUCUCGUUCGCAGCAGCUUGUCUGACGGAUCCUCCCCUGCUGUUCUGUGAUGAGCCAACCACUGGUCUGGACUCCUUCAGCGCCGCCACCAUCGUCCAAGCCCUACAGACGUUCGCAGCCGCCGGCAAGACUGUCGUCUGCACUAUACACCAGCCCAGCUCUGAACUGUUCACUAUGUUCCACCAAAUACUACUGGUGGCGGACGGGAGGAUAGCCUACCUAGGACCCAGUCACACUGCUCUAGACUUCUUUCAAAGUAUAGGUUACGUCUGCCCCGAAGACUUCAACCCCGCGGACUACCUCAUCCAGACCCUGGCUCUCACCCCGGGAUCAGAGUCCUCUAGCAGGCGAUCCAUCAAACACAUCUGUGACCAGUUCGCCGUCAGCGACUACGCCAGGGAGCUGGAACUGCAGAUCAACUUCCAGCAUCAGAUGGGCCACGCUUUUGACGAUGUCUUGGAUUCGCGCUUGAAAUCAUCCAAGCAGCCGCGGUGGAUCAGCAAACUUUGGUGGCUGACGAACUGUGCUCUGCUGGAAAUCCUUCGAGACCCAAAAGUUCAACAAAUUAGACUCUUGCACAAAAUUGCCAUCGCAUUGAUGGUAGGCCUUUGCUUCGUCGGUAGUCUCCAUCUCACCCAGACUGGUAUACAGGCUACCCAGGGCGCUCUCUUCAUGUUGGUCACGGAGAACACCUUUGGUCCGAUGUACGCAGUACUACCACUCUUCCCAGCAGAACUACCCCUGGUGAUGAGGCACUAUCGCGCCGGACUGUACGGACCUCUGGCUUACUACCUCGCCAAGAUUGUGGCAAUUAUCCCAGGUCUGGUGGUUGAGCCGGUGGUAUUCACAGGGAUCCUGUACUGGUUGGCUGGACUGCAGAAUACAGUUUAUGCCUUCAUAAUGACGUCAAUCAUAGUCACCCUCUGUAUCAACGUAUCCACGGCUUGUGGUUGUUUUUUCUCUGCCACAUUCGAGUCUGUUGCUAUGGCGAUGACCUAUCUGGUGCCGUUCGACUACGCGAUCAUGAUCACUUCUGGCAACUUCAUUAAACUCGAUACUCUAAGUCCACAACUCAGCUGGGUCCAAUACUUGUCCUGGAUGAUGUACUCAAACGAGGCUAUGACAAUUAUUCAAUGGCAGGACAUACAGAAUAUCACUUGUGAAGAGGAUCUGCCCUGUCUACACUCUGGUACGGAGGUCCUGGAACGCUACAGUUUCUCCGCUGACAAUUUCUGGAGAGAUAUCUACGCUCUCGUCGCUCUCUUCGCCGCCUUCCACGUCCUCGCAUACUUUGCUCUAUGUCGCACUAUUAAACGCAACUCGUAA